Messenger RNA from Manihot esculenta (cassava), 958 nucleotides. RefSeq names its product protein cornichon homolog 4. The transcript has 4 exons. Gene Ontology annotation, biological process: vesicle-mediated transport. The coding region runs from base 193 to 609 and encodes 138 amino acids. Lineage: Eukaryota; Viridiplantae; Streptophyta; Magnoliopsida; Malpighiales; Euphorbiaceae. The record is from RefSeq and is a predicted model, not a curated record.
GAAAGUUAAAUAACGAAAAACCAAAAAAGGAAAACAAAAAAGAACAGAAAAGUCUUGGCUAACGCGAAAAACUGAGGCGAGUGAGCUUUACGCACCAGGAGGUUGUGAGUUGCUAUUGUGCGCCAUCCUGCGAAAUCCGAAGCAAGAUUGCAGGAGAAAGGAGAGGGAGAGAGAGCGAGUAGGGGGAGGAGCAUGGGUGAUCUGUAUGUAUGGCUCAUAUCCUUCUUCUUCCUUAUAGCUCUAAUAGUCAUCAUCGUCUUCCAGCUCAUGUGCUUAGCAGAUCUGGAGUUUGAUUAUAUUAACCCUUAUGACUCCUCAUCUCGGAUAAACAAAGUGAUAUUGCCGGAGUAUAUAACCGAAGGAGUUUUAGGCUUGUUUUAUCUCCUAACAGGGCACUGGUGUAUGUCACUGUUGUGUGGUCCAUACCUUUAUUACAAUGUGAGGCUUUACACAGGAAAACAGCAUCUGGUAGAUGUGACGGAGAUAUUCAACAUGCUUCACUGGGAAAAAAAGCAGCGACUUUUCAAACUCUUCUAUCUCAUUUUCCUCCUCUUUCUGACAAUUUUCUGGAUGAUUUUUACUGCAUUGGAAGAACAUGACCUCGAGUAAUUGGAGAGGGCUGGGUUUCAUGAACCGGUUGCUUGUAUGAAUGAUCAGGACAAACAAGGGGGUCUGUUGUAAUUGAUAUAGUUCACGUUCCAGGAUCGACUGAUCAGUAGAUUUUUGAUUGAUUCAUUGAAUUAUGAUUUAAGAUGCUAUGCAUUCCUGGGCCUUUGGCUAAUACCAAAUGUUUUUGAGGCUGUGUUAGGUUCAUUUAUCUGUUCCUCCUUGGUUUAUGAUUUCCCUCUGCCUCUGCGCAUCUUGUCCUUAAGCGCUAGUUCUUCUGCUGUUCUUGUUUUUGUAGUGUAACCUUUUAUUAGAUAUCCUUCACGAGUGAAUUGCAAUGUAAAUUUUCUUA